AUGCCUCAGCCUUUUCAAGAACCUCAGGAAUCGACUCCUUCAUGUAAUCCUAAAAAUAUUAUUGAAUCAAAUUUUGUUGUUGUUUACUUUGAUAUAGAAACAACUUCAUUAGCAUUAACAGCUGGUAUUCUACAGAUUGCAGCAAAGUCUCAUGACCUUGAAUUCAGCGUCUAUUUAAAUCCAACUCAAGCUAUCUCACCAGAUGCAUCAAAGAUUACAGGCUUGACAAUUGUUGGAGAUGAUUUAUAUUUACACAAUACACGACUCGAUAACACACUUGAUUUGUAUGAUGCUUUCAUUGCCUUCGCAGAAUUUCUUUAUAAAAUGGAAAAACCUGUACUACUCGUUGCUCACAAUGCUACAUUUGAUACCCAGAGAAUACUAAGAGCUAUCAUUGAAAAUAGUUUGAGCUCUUACUUUGAUAUGAUAAUUGGAUUCGUCGAUACCAUUCCUAUUUUAAAAAAAUCUUUUCCUGAAAGAAAAGGUCCCAAAGCAUUCAAGUUGGCUAGCUUAGCAAACGAUUUAUUAGGAACAAAUACAGAGGAUGGUUUCCAUGAAGCUCUGUUCGACGUUGUUAUAUUAGAAAAGUUAGUUUUGCAUAUUAAUAAACAAGAUGAACUUAUAAAGUAUUUGAAACCAUAUGACAAAUGUUAUCGAAAGCAAUCAGAAUAUGAUUUCAUUCAAAAUAAUAUGAAAUAUCUAGAAAGUCUAAGACAAGUUGUUUCAAGAGAAUUACAAGUAAGAAUGGUACGAGCUGGUUUCUCGCGCAGUUUUUUACUAAAAAAAUUAAAAGAAGAAGGAGAAAAAUAUGUAUUAGAUCUGUUAUCAGAAAAAAUGGCAGAUGGCAAACCAAAAAUUACCAAAAAUAACAAGGCUUUAACCAAAAUAAUGAAUGAUUUAAAAAAGUAA
Molecule: messenger RNA, 909 nt
Organism: Trichogramma pretiosum
Lineage: Eukaryota; Metazoa; Arthropoda; Insecta; Hymenoptera; Trichogrammatidae
Exons: 1
Coding region: 1-909 (302 amino acids)
Molecular function (GO): 3'-5' exonuclease activity; nucleic acid binding
Source: RefSeq, a predicted model, not a curated record